Molecule: messenger RNA, 919 nt
Organism: Carassius carassius (crucian carp)
Lineage: Eukaryota; Metazoa; Chordata; Actinopteri; Cypriniformes; Cyprinidae
Product: anaphase-promoting complex subunit 10
Exons: 5
Coding region: 166-723 (185 amino acids)
Biological process (GO): anaphase-promoting complex-dependent catabolic process; protein K11-linked ubiquitination
Cellular component (GO): anaphase-promoting complex
Source: RefSeq, a predicted model, not a curated record
CGCCGGUCGGUGACGUGCUCGGAGCGCGCCGAUGCUAACAGCUCUCGUGUUUACAAUUAUAUUUGUAUUAUUUUUUAAAGAAAAUGUCUCUAAAUUAACGUUAACUGUGGAAACGGGAGUAGGAAGACCCUUUGUGCGAGACGAGUGUUUUUCAGGGACGUUACCAUGGCAACCGCCACUAAAACCCCCCCAGGUGCAGACCCCAAGCAGCUGGAGCGCACAGGGACCGUCCGAGAGAUCGGAUCACAGGCCGUGUGGUCGCUGUCCUCGUGCAAGCCAGGGUUUGGAGUCGACCAGUUGAGAGAUGAUAAUCUGGAGACGUACUGGCAGUCUGACGGCUCUCAGCCACAUCUAGUGAACAUUCAGUUCAGGAGAAAAACCACUGUGAAAAUGCUGUGUAUUUAUGCCGAUUAUAAAUCGGAUGAGAGCUACACUCCCAGCAAGAUCUCGGUCAGAGUGGGAAACAACUUCCACAACUUGCAGGAGAUCCGGCAGCUGGAGAUGGUGGAGCCGAGCGGUUGGAUUCACAUCCCUCUGUUGGAUCUGGUGAACAAUCCCAUCAGGACCUUCAUGAUCCAGAUCGCCGUGUUGGCCAACCACCAGAACGGACGGGACACGCACAUGCGGCAGAUCAAAGUCUACACGCCCGUGGAGGAGAGCUCCAUCGGCAAAUUCCCACGAUGCACCACUGUAGACUUCAUGAUGUACCGCAGCAUCAGAUGACCAGAGCUUCUGCUCGAAUGGAUGGAUUUAGAUGCAUGCUCUGCCUUCCCAUAAGACUCUGUUCUAGAAUUAAAUGGUUUCAGAUGGUUUAAAAUGUGUUUUGUAAAGAAAACAGUUCAAAGUUAAUUUGAUGUAAAUGCAAAUCUACAGGAAAUAAAUGUUAUUGUUUUUUUAAAUAAAGAAAACCUGUCCUGUA